Messenger RNA from Capra hircus (goat), 1616 nucleotides. It is a transcript of the gene ANKRD33, whose product is annotated as ankyrin repeat domain 33. Gene Ontology annotation, biological process: negative regulation of transcription by RNA polymerase II; negative regulation of transcription regulatory region DNA binding. Bases 81 to 1142 code for a protein of 353 amino acids. The transcript has 4 exons. The record is from RefSeq and is a predicted model, not a curated record. Lineage: Eukaryota; Metazoa; Chordata; Mammalia; Artiodactyla; Bovidae. Gene Ontology annotation, molecular function: protein binding.
UGAGGCCCCGUCCUGCCUGGGCAGUGAGGCCUCUACCCCAAGCUGCACAUUGGGGGCCCUGUACUGGGCCUGUGUCCGCAAUGACCCUGCCCAGCUGCAAGCCAUGCUGGAUGAUGGGGUCUCCCCAGAGGAAGCCACCCAGUGGAUGGCAACGGGAGGGCCUCAUGGUCGCCUGCUACCGUGGUUUCCAAAGUGUGGUGGCCCUGCUCAGCCGCUGUCCUUUCCUGGAUGUGAACCAGCAGGACAAAGAAGGGGACACAGCCCUCAUGCUGGCUGCCCAAGCAGGCCACGUGUCUCUGGUGAGUCACCUGAUCAACUACUAUGCAGGCCUUGACCUGGAGCGCCGGGACCAGCGGGGACUGACCGCGCUAAUGAAGGCCGCCAUGCGGGACCGCUCGGAAUGUGUCGCUGCCCUCCUCAUGGCAGGUGCUGACCUGACAGCAGUGGAUCCCGUCCGGGGCAAGACUGCCCUGGAGUGGGCAUUUCUGACAGACAGCUUCGACACGGUGCAGAGGAUCCGGCAGCUGCUGCGGCGGCCCCAAGUGGAGCAGCUCAGCCGGCAUUAUCAGCCUGAGUGGCCAGCCUUGCCCGGGCUCGUGGCCCAGGCUCAGGCCGCCCCGUCUCUCCUGGAGCGACUGCAGGCCACCUUGACCCUCCCUUUUGUCCAGUCUCCUCAGGAAGGGGGUGUCCUGGACCACCUUGUGACCAUCACGACCAGCCUGGCCAGUCCUUUCCUCACCACCGCCUGCCACACCCUGUGCCCUGACCAACCCCCUGCACUGGGAACCCGAAGGAAGUCUGUACCAGAGCUGCUAGGCACUGCCCCGCCCCCUCCCCCUGACCCCCAGCCCCCUCAGGAAGUCCCCGGGCCCCGGGUGUUCAUCCCCUACCAGAGCCCUCAGGGUGUGUUAAGCAUGUGCCCUCAGUGGCUCCAGCCCAGGGAUAGUACCAGCCCCAGGCCCCGAGCCCCCAAGAUCCUCCUCUCCAAGGCACCGUCCACUGGCAUUCAGUGGAAGCCAGAGUUCAGGUCUUCAGGGAACCGAAGGCUGUCCCUUCCUGUCUGGAGAUACCAGGAGCUCAGGAUGGAGAGGAAGAGACAGGAGGAGGCUGGAUUGGCACAGACCCAGGGGAAGACCGGCUAGGCUGGGCUGGGAGCAGGUAACCAGGCCCCUCCCUUAGGCUCCUUUGCGCUCUAGAGGCCCUUCAGCCUUCCCAUCCGCUUCUGAGAGGCUCUGUCUCUGGCUGUGCACAGGGCUAUUCAUACAGCAUUGUUUGCAACAAUAAAAGAGUAGAAGCAACCUAAAUGUUCAUCAAUAGGGGGCUGGCUACAUUGAUUCAGAGUGUAAAUACUGCAUAACCAUAUCAUGAUUCUAUACAGUGGCAAAACAGGAGUAAGGAAGCUCUUUAUAUUCUGAUGUGAAACUACCUUCAAGAUGUAUUAAGUGAAAAAAAAAACAAAGGGUAGGACCGUGUAUAUGGCAUGGUACGAUUUGUCAGAACAAAAUUUGCACCAAGGUAAACUUGACUAAUACAGAUAUAUAGUGAGAACCAAGAUUUUUUAACUACUUAAUGAGUAAACCAGCAGGAUGGAUCAAAGGAAGAAAUGAGGACUUCCC